Messenger RNA from Marmota monax (woodchuck), 5533 nucleotides. RefSeq names its product chromosome unknown C2orf68 homolog (gene CUNH2orf68). The record is from RefSeq and is a predicted model, not a curated record. NCBI's taxonomy places the organism in Eukaryota, Metazoa, Chordata, Mammalia, Rodentia, Sciuridae. Bases 1483 to 1980 code for a protein of 165 amino acids. The transcript is spliced from 4 exons.
UCAGGACCUGUUGGCUCUCCUUGGUUAAGAGACAGGGACGUUUUAUCGGUACUGCGUUUUCUGGAUAGUGGCAGUUGUACUUGGAACUUUAUGCCUCGAAACCGCCAUCGGAGGUUGCCUCGCGCAACCUCCUCGCCUUGGAGGCUGAUGAGCUCUUAAACAGCAAAGCCUGGAUUUGAACCCAGGCAGAACUCUGUCCACUCGUCCACUCCCUUCCAAUCUUAUUGCUGGACAAAUGUGUGCUGUGCAUCUACCUUGUAACAAGACCUUCACAGGAAAAGGGAGCUAUAUGCAUGCCACCUUAACCCCUCCGUGCGGGUACCUGGAGGCACAAUUCCUCAUUUAGAGGGUUCUUGGUAUCAUGAAACUGCAAACGCCCUGCCAGGAGUGUUCACCAUGCAACCACUGAAGACCCCACGGCUGUCUCGAGCUCCUUUGCCCGUCUUUAUGGGUGUGGGGGGUUUGCGGGGCUGGGAGUCUCACGGGUCUCACACACGCUGGGCGGGUCUUACAACGCUGGGCGCAGGCAGUUCCGCCUGCCUGUCUGAACUGGUCCACUGCGGUUCGUUGACAGGGAAGAUGCUGUAGGUCUAACGUCUGCAGUUUGCUAAAUUCUGACAUAUGGUUGCACCUGCAAAGCCAUCCCCGCAAGGAAAAGAGGGAAACUGUCCUUGUACGCCAGGGAGGCCACGCGGUCUGCUGACCUGCUGUCCCCUAGAGUGGCCGUGCUCCCUGGAGCGCAAUGCCCAGGCCCCACUACGCUCGCUCUCUAGCUAGGCUCUUUUGCCCGGCAUCGGUGUUCCGGGAUCCGGGCUCUGGCCGUGUCGUGCAGGGGUACAGACUGCUCGAUUCUUUGCUUGAGCAGUAGCUUCCAUCGCGGAGAUGGGCCACGGUUUGUUCCUGUUCUAACAUGAAUUCCUGAUUUUGACCUUUGAAGUGAGAGCCUGACGCGAGAGACCAGUGAGCCGUGCAGGCUGCGGGCCCGAAAGCCUGCGCGAUCCCAGUGCUGCCUCGCGGCCUGAAGCAAGCACUCGGUUCUGGGUGACUCCAGUGCACAGCGGGGUUAGGGCGUCCUGCCAGGACUCGAAGCUGGUGAAGGAACGUCACAGUUUGUGCGACAGGAAGAGUGACACGUGGGGUGCUCCCACGUGGGUUGCAUUUUUCCGAAUUUUCCCUUUUUUUCUGCACUAGGACUGAACUCGGGGCUUGGCCCGUGCCAGGCAAGCGCGCUGUCACCGAGCCACGCCGCCUCAGCCCUUUUGUUCCCUGGGCUUCCCUGUGGUCCGCUGUGGGCCGACACCCUCGCUUCCUGCUAAUAGCGUCCCAAGGAAAACUGCUCCUCGGCAGCCGCGGGGGCCCAGCGCCGCGCCGCACGCCCAGGGCCGGAAGUCGAGCCUCGAGCCGGAAGUCGGGCCUGGCGAGGAUCGGGGCCGCGGCUGGACCGUUGACGGCCGGCGGUGGCUCCACACCGCGCCGUUCCGAAUGGAGGCGGCGCCGGGCCCCGGGCCGAGGCUCUGCUGCCGGCCCGGCGGGCGGCUGGACAUGAGCCACGGCUUCGUGCACCACAUACGACGGAACCAGAUCGCUCGGGACGACUAUGACAAGAAGGUGAAGCAGGCCAAGGAGAAGGCGAGGAGGCGGCACACGCCCGCGCCCACGCGGCCGCGCAAGCCCGACCUGCAGGUGUACCUGCCGCGGCGCCGAGAUGGUUCUACCCACCCAGGCAACCCAGACUGUGAGGAGUCCGGUGAAAGCAGCAGUAGUGGUGGCUCCGAGCUGGAGCCUUCUGGCCAUCAGCUCUUCUGCUUAGAAUACGAGUCGGACAAUGGAGAGGUCACAUCAGUUAUCGUGUAUCAGGACGAUGACCCAGGAAGGGUGAGUGAGGAAGUGUCAGCACACACACCUCUGGAUCUGCCCAUGCGAGAGGCCCUCAAGUUGCGUAUCCAGGAGGAGAUUGCCAAACGCCAGAGCCGACACUGACCAGGUGGAAGGCAUUCUCUCCAGGCCAGAAUCCUGCACUUGGAUGAAUUCUAACUAGGGAGCCCACCGUACAUUGCGGUGCUAGGACUUGUCUGUCUGAUCUUGAGACCCUUAUAAGCUGCUGCCUCCACAGGGGUGUUGCAGGGCUACACCUAGCCCACCUCCCUUGCAGCAAUUCUUUCUUGUAUGUUGACCAUUUGGCUGGCCUAUUGUCUUGGAAUUUUUUGAGAAUUUUGAUUAGAGAACCUGGUGCUCUUGAAGCUAAGAACUUAGGGAGAGCCAGGGUUUAUAAAGCCUUUUGCCAAUACUCUUGCUCUCUCACUGAAGUCAUAUGCCUGACCACUCACGCCAUGAGCCGUGUUUGUUACUUUAUCGUUUUCUUUCAUGUUUCUGCUUCCACCAUAGUUUCCUAGACCCCCCCCCCUCCCCGCCCCUUAAGUUUUGUUCUUUUUGCCUCAGGUAGAACCCAUCAGUUCCUUUCACCCCAUCUCUUGACAUGACUAUGCAUCUCCACAACUAAGGGCUUUGCUGGUGGGGAGUUCUGGGCAUCUACCUUUCUAACAAGUUCUCCGAAUAUUUCUGGCACCAGUAAGAUGGGAGAGGCCUGCUUGGAAGCUUGUUCUCUUCCCCUUGCAUGACUUCUUCCCAUGCUCCACUGCUUUGUGCUGUUUAGAUAGGCCACCUAGGAAAAAGAUGCUGUUGUAAAAUCUGGGGAUCUCAGUGAAUCCUGCUUUAGUUAGAGUUAAGCAAUUCCAGCUUUUGAUCCCAUCCCCAGUUGUGAAUAGACUAUUCUCUGUUCAGACUAAAGGGGAAUUGUCAAAACAAGGUAUUAAAGUCCAGAACAGUUUUGAAUGUAUGUGCAAAGUGGAAAUCAGCAUAAGUUUAGAGCCCCAGUAGCCAGAAAAAAAAAAAAAAAGUCCUGAAGAAAGCCCAUACUAGAAAAAGUAAAAUUAGCCCCUUAUCUGCCCCACAUGUUUUCCUUUCCUACCUCCAAAAAAUAUACAACUAAGAGUCUUGUAGAGCCCCAGUGAUAGUAUGUUGGCCCAUUUGGCUGGCCUAUUAUCUUGAAAUUUUUUGAGAAUUUUGAUUAGAGAACCUUGUGCUCUAGUAGCAGAGACCUUAGGGAGAGCCAGGGUUUAUAAAGCCUUCUGCCAAUAUGCUGUAUGUAGAGAAUUUUUAUUUUUUGGAAUGGUCCCAGGAAUCAAACCCAGGGCCUCUUGCAUGCUAGGCAAGCACACUGCUACUGAGCUCCAUUCUAACACAGGGUUAGACAAGAGGACUGAGGGGUGCAGCUCAGUGGUAGAGUACCUGCCUAGCAUGCACCCGGCUCUGGGUUCAGUCCCCAGCACCACUUUGGGAGGUGGGGAGGAGGUGGGGAGGCUAAGGUCUAAAGUCUACAAGACAUCCUGUGCACUGAAGCUCCAAAGCACCUCGGUUUCCCAGCAAAUCAAACUAACAUCAGUGACUCCAAAUGUGGACUGUAAGUGAGCCUGUGAGCACUGAGUCCCUGAAACCAAAAUACCCAUCCCCAGGGGUUUCUGUAUACAAACAGGAUCUCAAGAUCAGUCUGACUGUUCCAUCUCUUAAAGAACACCUAAGGGCACUGUUGGUUUGUGUCCUGCACCCCUGAAAACUGACCCCUGGAGAAUGGGGCGAGGCAGCUACUUCAACUGCACUAUUACAACAUUAAACACUAUGAGCCACAACUUGCAGUAUCAGAGAAACACUGGGAAGUGAGUACGGUGGUAAGUUAGAGGGGCCUGUGCUCCAGACCUACAUUGCUAGCCCAAGUGCCUUAAACCUUAGUCCCAGACUCAGUUCUGCUUUUAGAGGAGAAAGUCUCUGACCUCUACUUAUGCAUCUAGCUAUAAAGUGCCUUUGGACCUAGAAUGUCAGCUACCAUCCAGCACCUGGGCCAAGGGGGCCCUUCCAGACUCUACCCACUUCUUCCUGCAGGGAAAGGACCAGUCUUUUUAGUCUUCCAACUCUCCAAGUGAUAUGUGACUUGAAACAUGGGCUCUCACUGGAAGUCUGCCUCCCUGGGAGGGAGGCGGUAUCUGUCUUCUCGCAGCUUGAUUGCCUGUUUCCUGGUUUUAUGAUAGAACAUAGAGAAAGAAGGCCCCAAAAGGAGUCGGGGGGCACGGCACCAUUCCUGUCUCUUGAAGAGGGAAGAGGUAAAAGAAGGCAGUGUUUAGUGAUUGCCUGUUGGGUCCCUUUGUGUGUUUGUCAUGUGGGUCUCACAAAGGCCCCUUAAGGCAGAGGAGGAUAGAAAGUCCUUACUUUUACCCUUUUUUUCUUUAGGAACUUUUGUUUAUCAAGGACAUAUAUUUUCUACCCAUGACAGCAUUCUAAUGCAUGUAUGACUUUUGCAGUGACUAAAUAAAGCGCUGAGGCCUGUACUUCAGUGAGAGGUGGUCCUUCAGAGCUGCCCUGCUGGAGCAGAUACUGCUGUCUGCCCCAGAGCUCGGCCCCACUGCUUGCCACCAUGGUCCAUCUGGGGCCAGGAUGGUGCUAUCCACCUUAUGUAAACCUGCCUCCAGACAGCUUGCACCUGUUUCAGAAACUCAUGCUUUGCCUGAAGGAGCAUGUCCACAGCAUUUCUCACAGGUUCUAGAGCUGUCCACAAGAGGAGUACCUUCUGCCGGUCAGUGCUGAGGCAGCAAUCUUAGCCUGAGUGAAGCAACACUCACUUGAGUAGAUAUGUUCUCAGCUGUCUUAAAGAAAAGUCUGAUAGGCAUGUCCAUUGGGUAUGGAGUGUUCCUCCCUCUGUUCUUAACUGAGGUUAAGCCCGAAUUUUAAAGCUUUUGUUUCCUGGGCCACAAAGGGUGAUUACCAAGAGGAGGUAGCCAUCAUGCAAGGUCUUGGAACUGUGCUUCAGUGAGCUGUGAAGCCGGAGUUGCAGCCCACUGGCAAGCAGGAGGCCUUGGAGUGCAGCACAGGGAAAGGAAAGGAAAGCUGUGUGAGGUGGGAACCCCAAGCCCCACCAGCCAGUAGGCUAACACUCACAGGAAGAGCCUCUCUGGACAGGAGACUGCCAAUCGGAGAUGAGUCCACAGGAUAGGAGGAAGCCCUUGGGUGGUGAGUGCCCAACCUGCUGUGAAUUUGGCAAGAUCCAUGAACUCAGGGUGCUGGGUUCCCUGAUGGUUCACAAUUUAAAUGAGGAAUGAGAAUGGAGUCCCCUCUUGUCUCAGCCUUUGGGAAAAUCACCAUGGGAUGCUGACCAGUAUUUGACAUACUUUAACUCCUCUAAAUUCCUGUCCUGUCCUCCAGGAAUCACAUGACCAAGAAGCCAUAGGUACCCACCCCAAGUUUCCCCAGGAGUUGGAGUGAGGUAGAAGUGAGGACCUGCUGAGUGAAGGGCUCCUCCGCCUGGCAGGUUGCACUGGCUGCUUUGAGGUGCCAGGUGUGAAAAGGCUUUGGUUGUGUUUUCUGGCUCCCAGUGUAUCUGCUGUUGUGGGUAAAUAAAACAGUGUACAGACUAUUUGAAAGUCCCAGAUGGGAGACACUUUUCAAAAGCAGUAUUUUGUUAAACCAAUAAACUAUGUUUACAGCA